AUGAAUAAAUCACGUAUUCGGAUUCAGGUGGACAAACUGGUCCCGGUGGUUUUUGUUUGUGCGACAUCAAAGAAUGACACACUAAAGAUUGAAGCUAACAAAUACCGAGAUAUUCUCCAAUUCGAUUUUGAGGACUCCUAUCACAACCUCUCCUGGAAGAUGAUGGCAAUAUACGGUUUUGUCAUUGACCAAUUACCGUCGGUUGAUCAAAUCGUUGUCACGAACGACGACACAAUUGUGAACGCAACCGCAUUGGAACAGGUAUUACACAUGAAGAAAGGUCCAGUUAUGCUAGGAAAAGUUUCGCGCGGAUAUCCUCGGAUUUUUCUACCAUGGCUUACAUGGCAUGUUCCAUCGGAAAUGUAUCCAAACUUGUGUUAUCCACUUUUUGUUCAGGGUUCAUCGUUCGUACUUUCUAAAGAAGGGGCUAAGCUACUAGUGGAAAAUGUCUGCAAAGUACCAAUGGUUCAUUUAGAUGACGUUUUUAUGGGUGUUCUCUCGAAUUGCGUCGGACUUGGACUUAUUCACAACGAAGGAUUCGACAAACACAUUUUCGAUGACUUUGUGGUUUAUCAUUAUCAAUACUCUCGACACUCGGCCAAAUACUUGGAAUCUCUAUGGCAAAACUCUGAAAUGAGUUUAUAG
This is a messenger RNA of Caenorhabditis briggsae, 645 nucleotides long. It is a transcript of the gene Cbr-bus-17, whose product is annotated as Protein CBR-BUS-17. The transcript has 5 exons. The record is from RefSeq and is a predicted model, not a curated record. Gene Ontology annotation, cellular component: membrane. Bases 1 to 645 code for a protein of 214 amino acids. NCBI's taxonomy places the organism in Eukaryota, Metazoa, Nematoda, Chromadorea, Rhabditida, Rhabditidae. Gene Ontology annotation, molecular function: hexosyltransferase activity; UDP-glycosyltransferase activity.